CACUCGUAUAAAAAGUGGAGGCCCAACACAAAAACACGUCAACUUGUGCUCGUCCAGCCAUGAAGACGAUCUUGGUGUCCACCAUGAUGAUGGUGGGGUUGGUGGUGAUGAUGAUGAUGAUGAUGAUGUGCGUUUCAGCUCCUCCAUCUUGCGGUCUGCUUGGACAGCCUGGAUGUCCUGUGAAGGUUAAUAAGACAUUUGCUGACUCAGCACGCAUUUUCACGUCAAAGUUUCCAUCCCGCGAGACGUCAAAGAUUAAGACCGAGAUGUCAAAGUUUGUGACCAACGAGACGUCAAAGUACCCAUCCAUUGAGACGUCAAAAUUUACAUUAAAUGAGACGUCAAAGAUUACGACCAAAAUGUCAGACAGUACGAAACAGACAUCAAAGUUUGUAUCCAACGAGACGUCAAAGUUUCCGUCCAAAGAGACACCAACGUUUCAGACCAAUAGGACGCCAAGGUUUCCAUCAAAUGAGACAUCAAAGUUUACGCCAACGUUUCCGUCCAAGUUUGUGACGAAGUCUUCAACGUUUCCAACCAAAGAGAUGUUAAAGUCCAACGAGACUUCAAAGAUUACGUCUGACGAGACAUCAAAAUUUACAACCAACAAGAUGUCGAAGUUAAUGUCCAACCAGACUUCAAAGUUUAUGUCCAACAAGAUGUCAAAGUUUCCGACGAAUGAGACGUCAAAGUUUCAGUCAAGCGAGAUGUCUAAGUUUCCGUCCAACGAGACAUCAAAGUUUACAACCAACGAGACAUCAAAGUUUACAACCAACGAGACAUUAAAGUUUUCAACCAACGAGACAUCAAAGUUUACAACCAACGAGACAUUCAAGUUUUCAACCAACAAGACAUCAAAGUUAACAACCAACGAGACAACAGAGAUACAGUCCAACGGGACAACAGAGAUACAGUCCAACGGGUCGCCCCCGAACAUUUUUAGGAUAAAUCAUGGAUCGCCAAGCAGGAUAUUGCCGCCCAGCAACUGUCCACUGCCCACUUGCGCCACCUCAAACCUCGGGUCCUCCCUACAACACGGGGACGAGACGGCGGGCAAAUCCACGGGUGACCCGGAAGGCUUCGGAAAGAAACGAUAACGAGCUUGCUCAUCCUCCUCAUUUAAGACCCCCCCCCUCGUUAUAAAACAAAAAAAACUCAUGUGUUGUCAUGACAACGCUGUUUAUGUCGUCUUCAGGAGUGCCUUCAUUACUGGCAUGAUGUUUAUGUGUGCGUGUGUG
This is a messenger RNA of Nerophis lumbriciformis (worm pipefish), 1238 nucleotides long. RefSeq lists its product as uncharacterized. Lineage: Eukaryota; Metazoa; Chordata; Actinopteri; Syngnathiformes; Syngnathidae. The record is from RefSeq and is a predicted model, not a curated record.